Molecule: messenger RNA, 1044 nt
Organism: Neurospora hispaniola
Lineage: Eukaryota; Fungi; Ascomycota; Sordariomycetes; Sordariales; Sordariaceae
Exons: 1
Coding region: 1-1044 (347 amino acids)
Source: RefSeq, a predicted model, not a curated record
AUGUCUACCAAACCAAUCCUCAAGCUGUCGACUCCGGUCACAGCCAACUUUCCCAAUAUCCCCCGACCAACAGACGAGCUCCGCUCCGCUGUGACACUUCCUUCGGCUCUUUCAGAUCGUACUCCUCUGUCUGCCAUCUCGCGAACAUCAGCCUUCCGUGACCCUCUAUCGGCACUUCCUUCAGCAGGCCUUCCUUCUGCUGGGCCAUUCAGCGCAACCCUCAAGGUGGAUCAUGAUCUUCAAAAGACACCCAUUACACCACCCGUCGCAUACCUCGACUUUCUUAAGUGCAUGCAACUCGUUUCUCCCAGUCUAGCCUCGCCACCGCAAACAGGAAAGGUGUCCCUGCACCGGACGAGCACCGCUAGCAGCCUCAGCACCAGCAGUACUAAUAGCCAUGAAUCGGAGUCUUCGGUUGACUCCGCCACUACGGACGACUCUGAGAAGGAGAAAGAAGGACAGAUUGACAGCGCGCCAUCAACAGCUCGCUCAGAUGUGAGCUCCGAGCCAGAAAUCAAGGUCGAGGCCGAGGAGAAGGAGGACAAAAAGGUGGACGAGAAAGAGGACGAGAAGGAAGACGGGGAGAACGUCGGCAACGGGAAGGAAGACAAAUCCAGACCAGCACCUAUCACCAUCUCUCAACCUCCGACUCCCCAAAGCUCGCUCUAUCCGAUGUCAGCUCCAGCCACCGGCGCCGCGGUAUUCCCAAGCACCAAGAUCCCUGCAUCACCCGCCAUCUCUACUUCCGCACUCUACUCGCCACGAACACCCCUCAGUGCAGCAUCUGUCCGCUCGCCUUUCGAUUGGGAGGCGGCGCUAAAGCUGCGGCGAUUUGCUGAAGUUUCUAGCCUCAAGCGCUCUGCGCCAUCUGAUGCUCCUGCUGUCAGCAACCCCACGUCUGUUCCCGUCGCAAAGGAAUCACGAUCCAGCAUACGCCACAUCCGUGAAGUGGUUACAAGAACAGUAACCUACACACCACGAAUGGCGCCCGCACCCAAGGGAAAGCGAAGAAAGAUUGACGCCGAUACAGCCAUCAAGUCAUGA